AUGGGCUGGAAGAAGGAGCCCAACAUCGCGGAGCUGACGCCCACGGCGGUCAUCGUCGCGCUCGAGCGCGACCUGCUGCUGUCGUCCCUGUCGAGGCCCGUGGGUUCCGUCCGAGGGAUCCCAUCCCCGGCGGCGGUGCCCGCCAAGGCCGGGCCGGACGCACGCGCCGCGGCGGAGGUCAUCGCGCUCAUCCGACGCGGCGCGUUCGUCGAGGCGCUGACGUGCGCAUCCGCGAAGAACGCCCUCAUCGUCCCCGCCGCGAUCGAGGGCCAGGCCGCGCCCUCCCCCGACGUCGACGGCGUGACCGCGCUCUACGCAUCCGUGGAGGCGGCGGUGGAGUCGGCGGGCGCCGCCGCCGCCGCGCGCGGCACCCUCGCGAAGGCUGGUCACGAGCUCUGCAUCCUCGCGCUCGGCGUCGCGGCGCUCAACGCGUUCAUCCAGGCCAACGUCACGGGUCCCGACUGCCGCGACGCGCCCCACUGCCCGCUCACCCCGUCCGCGCCCGCCGCCGAUCUCGCCGCGAGCGCCGACGCGUGGAACAAGUGGGCGACGCGGUCCUUGGCGCGCGACGGCGAGGACGUCGUCGGCAGGUGCUUCCUGCCGCAGUACCUGUACCUCGCGAAAGUCCUCCUCGCCGAUCGAUGCGCGCCGCGCGCCGAGGAGGCGUUCGGCGGCGCCGACGUCGACGUCGCGACUGCGACGCUCGCGGAGACCCGAGCGAGGGCGGCGAAGAUGCAGGCGAAGAUGGCGGCGAGGGCUACCCCGGGCCGCGUCGUGCUGUGGCCCGACGAGGACAUUCCCCCGCCGUCGCUGACGUGGUGGGCGUCCAGGACGCACAUCGCGCACCAGAGGCUGCUGUCCGGGCGGUCCCCCACGCUGAGGCGUUUGCUGUUGGGAUGCCACUCGCUCACGCUGGCGUGGUUCGCCCCUGGCAACGCCGCGCCGGGUUUUCCGACACCAGCCGCGAUCGUGCGAGCGGCGACGGCGAGGGAAAGCGACGGGUCACCCACGCCCGCCGCCGCCAACGCCGCCACCGCGGGGCUCGCGUCAUCCAUGUCGCUGCUGGAGACGGCGCUGAUGGAGCACGAGUACGGCCACGUGGACAGCGCGAGGGCUCUGCUUCGAGCGGCUGGCGAACCCAUCGGGGCGACGCACGAGGUGGUCGGCGAGAUGGGCUUCCGGACGAUUCACCAGACGGACGCCAAGGCGCAGAUGGUGCUCCGCGCGGAGUGUACAGGGUUGUGCGUGUUUAAGAGGCCGGGCGUGACGUCAGUGGACGAGGAGGCGGCGAGCGACGACGAGACGGAUGAAGCCGUCGCCGAGGAAGUCGCGACACAGCUGGCGAAGAAAGCCGAGGCGGAGGCUGAACGCGACGCGACCGGCCGCGUCGUCAACACCAAAUCCGCCGCGAUGAACCGCAUAGCCAUCGAGCUCGACGGGUUAUCCGCCGACGGCGCGCAGGUGCUCAUCGCGCCGAGGCUGGGGGUGACCCGCGCGGACAGGGACGAUGGGGAGAAGGCCGCGUACGGCGCGCCGAUGCCGGCGGCGCACCAGGCGCUGGUGCUGGCGACUGCGGUGACUGUUCGCAAGUCCAUGGCGGACGACGGCACGCGGUCGUGGUCCGUCGCGCCCUACCACGAGUGCGUGCAGACCCAGCGCAGGUCCCGGCCGGUGCUCAGGGCGGCGGCGGCGGUGCUUUCGGCGCGUCACGAGAGGGAACGAGCGCGGACUCGAGAAAGGGCGUUGCUCGUGAUGGAGGAUCUGGUCAAGUCGCUGGAGUCGCCGGCUCCGUCGGCGGCUGCGAGGAUUCGUUACGCGUACUCCACCUGGUUCCCCCCCGGCGCGAUGCUCCGCAAGGAGCUCGGCGAUCACCUCGUGUCGCUGGGCAUGGUGGGCGCGGCGCUGGAGCUCUUCGAGGAGAUUGAGCUGUGGGACUCGCUCAUCGUGUGCCUCACGCUGCUGGGGAAGAAGCAAGCCGCCGCGGAUACGAUCCGGAGACGUCUGGAAGUCGACCCGACCGACCCGAAGCUCUGGUGCGCCCUGGGCGACGCUCUGGACCUCGAGGAGCACUUCCUAAAGGCGCUCGAGGUGAGCGAGGGCAAGAACGCGCGCGCCAUGCGGUCGUUGGCCAGGCGAGCCGCGCUCCGCGAGGAUUGGAAAUCCGCGGCUGAGUACUGGUCUAAGGCGAUGAAGACCAACCCGCUCUUCCCCGACGGAUGGUUCAGCUGCGGCUACGCCCUGCUCAAGGCGGAUCGCGAGGAGGAAGCCCUCGGCGCCUUCGUCCGGUGCACGCAGGUGGAUCCGGAGAAUGGGCAGGCUUGGAACAACGUAGCCGCGUUGAACAUCCGGAGACAAAAGUUUGCCGCCGCGCACGUCGCGCUCCGAGAGGCGGUGAAGCAGGUGGCGACGUCGUGGCAGACGUGGGAGAACCUCGCGAUGGUGAGCGCCAAGAUUGGCAGGUUCCAGCAGAGCGCCCGGGCGCUCGUGAAGGUGAUGGACCUGACCGGCGGCGCCAAGCUUCACGUGGCGACGCUGUCCACGCUGGUGGAGCGGUGCAAGGAGGCGCGGUCCGGUAAGGAUCUGGAUUGGCUCCGGAAAGAGGCUGACGCCGAGGCGGCCGAGGCGAAGGACGAGCAGAAGAAGCUCGCGGUCCUCGGCGGCAUCGCGGACCUGGCGCUGAACGGCGACGACGACGACGACGACGACGACGACGUCGAGGUUUGGGAGGGCGUCGGCGGCGCGGCGGCGACGGGGGGCGGCGACGCCGGCGAUUUCGCCGACGAUUUCCUCGACGCCUUCGCGUCGGAUUCGGACGACGAAACGGCCAAAGAAACGGCCAAAGAGGCGCACGCCGCAGCGUCCGAGUCGGUCCAGGCGGAGGUGCUGAGCCGCGAGACGGUCCGUCUGGAGGCUGCCGUCGACGAGGUGCUUCGUCGCGCGCUCGGCGCUUCGAGCGGCGAACGGGCGGUGAAGGACACGGCUGAUCUGUGGUCGCUCUCGGCGGAUCUCAAGGAGGCGCGCGGGGAGUUUUUGGUGGCGAACGAGGCGAGGCUGAAGCGGGUGAGGGCGCUGGAGACGUCGGGGUGGCGCAAGGACGCGGCGGCGUUCGCGGAGUACGCGGCGGCGAGCCUGGACAUGUGCCGGGGAUGGGUGCGAGCGGCGGAGAGGGCUGCGGGCGGGACGGAGAUGGCUGACGCGAGGCGACAGCUGGCGCAGGCGAGGAUGCACAUGAACGGGGUGUGCAAGGCGAGCGCGGCGGGUAAGUUCGACGAGAGCAUGGGGGAGGUGCACGAGGAGCUGAUGGCGUGCAUGGAUGAGGUGACCAAGGCGGAGGAGGCCGCGGCGCGGUGA
Molecule: messenger RNA, 3351 nt
Organism: Micromonas commoda
Lineage: Eukaryota; Viridiplantae; Chlorophyta; Mamiellophyceae; Mamiellales; Mamiellaceae
Exons: 1
Coding region: 1-3351 (1116 amino acids)
Molecular function (GO): protein binding
Source: RefSeq, a predicted model, not a curated record